AGCUGCCCUAAGGGUGAUCCCAGCGAUGCUCCAGAGCUUCCCCACACCCAGCUCAGAGCCCUUCUCUCCUGCCCUGGUUCUUCUCUUCCACAAACAAACAGGUUUUGGCCUCUCUCAGCUGCCCUUUGGUGCCCCUGGUCAGCUUCCUUCCUCUCCUGACCCUCCCAAGGAAACAUUUGCAAGUGCUCUGCUCUUGCUCCAAAACCUCCCAUUACCUCUCCAAGUGCAUUUCCAAGCCCUGCCUCUCUCCCAGGCUCUCUCCAGCUGCAGCCCCACAGGGCCCUGCAGCACUCACCUCCCACGUGCUGCCCUGGGAUCCUGGCUGGCUCCUGGUGAUCCACCUCCCCCCGAGCAUCUCCUCACCCUUGGGAGAGCCCUCUCACCACCCAACCCCCCGGGGGGGAGCAGCCCAUGGAGCACCUGCAGAAGGACCCUCACUGCAGCCCUGGCUCCCACCCGGCCCCAUCCCAGCACUCCCUUGGCUCCUCCUGAUCUUCUGCACUCAUCACUUCCUAGCCUCAUUCCAUCGCUCCCAGGGCUCCUCCUGAUCUCCCUGUCUCCAUCCCACUGCCCCUGGGCUCCUCCUUAUCUCUGCAUCAUCAUCCCAUUGUUCCAUGUCCCAGUCCCAUCACUCCCAGGGCUCCUCGUUGUCUCCCGUUCUCUUCCUGAUCUCCCUGGCCCCAUCCCAUCACUCCACAUUCUCACUCCCUCACUCCCUGGACUCCUCCUGAUCUCCUUGGCCUCAUUCCAUUGUUCCUUAGCCCCAUCCCAUCAUUCCCUGGGUUCCUCCUAUCUCCCUGUCCUCAUCCCAUUCCUCCUUGGGACCCUCCUGAUCUCUCUCUCUCCAUCCCAUCGUUCCCUGUUCUCCUCCUGGUCUCCCCAUCCCUUUCACAUCACUCCUUGCACUCAUCUCCCUGGCCUCAUCACUCCCUGGGCACUCCUGACGUCCUGCUGCCCUCGUGUUCCCCUCUGCACUCUGGCAGGGGCCUGCAGCCCCACCUCCCCCUUCAUGUUUGCAGCCAGAAGCCAGACCCAGCUGGGAGCUGCCCAGUGACCACCCAAGGAUGAUUCCCAGCUCCUGGAAGUGCCAGGAAUCCCCU
Motacilla alba alba is the source of this 1100-nucleotide messenger RNA. Its product is annotated as leucine-rich repeat extensin-like protein 5. The record is from RefSeq and is a predicted model, not a curated record. The transcript is spliced from 2 exons. The coding region runs from base 26 to 1054 and encodes 342 amino acids. NCBI's taxonomy places the organism in Eukaryota, Metazoa, Chordata, Aves, Passeriformes, Motacillidae.